AUGUCGGCCGCUUCAGUUCAAAAAGAGCCGGAGGUUGGCUCGUUAAAAACCGAAUCCAAGAAACCCGAACCUCUGUCCACCUCGAAUGGAUCAAAACUAGCCUCGCCCUUCCCUUCUCCUACGGAUACCAGGAAACCGGCCUCCCUUCGUCGGGCACCGACAGACGAGAAUGCAGUCGUGGAUCCAAAUCAGAUCAAGGAAGCGGGGGGGAUACUGAAGGACACCGAGAACCAUUCGUCGUCACUAAAGCAUGGUUCUCCGCGAGGCAGAUCAUCCCUGAGUACUCGACCACCAAACCGGUCGACCGAGGAUCAACAACCAUGGACUCGUUACCAACGCCAAUCCUCCGUUCCGGGAGCCUCUCCCCCCUCCAGAACCCAGAGCGUGCAAUUCAGAGACACCGACACCGAAGCCCAGUCACGACCCCAAUCGCGACCCGCGUCUAUACAUGGCGAUGAGGAGCAGGAGGAGGAGGGCCCUAAGGGGAAACAAUCAUUGUUUGGAAAGCUCAAAUCAUUGGCCGCCGCCCCUGCCUUUACAUCACAUUCGCGAUCCCCAAGCAGUGCAAGUGCAGACUUUCGACCAGGGCCGGUACCCGACAUCGCGACCCCGGGUUCAGAAAGGGGAGAAUUCCGGUUCCCGGAGCCAUUGGCAGAAGAGGGGAGCGAGAUCGAUGCGGAUGCAGAAGAGAGCGGAGGUGAGCAAAGCCAGCGUCGGGAAAAGAAGAAAUUGCCCAGGCGUCGCAAGCAACAGCAAGAGGAAGCUCAAACCGCGCCGAACACACCCAAAACCACCCGCAGACCAUCGUUCAAUUUUGCGGCUUCCUUUGCGCCCUUUGAGAACUACCGAACCAACCUCUUCCCUCGAAGAGCAAGCACAACGGAUUUCACACCUCAACAGCGUGAGGGGGUAUCGGAAGAUGAAGGCCGCGAGAGGCUCAACAGUCGCAGGACCCGUCCGUGGGCCGCCAAUCGGGGCCUAAGCUACACGGGGCGCCAACCAGAUGGCACACAGGAUGAACAGCGGCCGAGCAAUUUGAGACGAUUGACCGGCUUUGCUGGACCUGGAAAUGAAGAAAGUUUAGCAGCCAGCUGGAAACGCCAUCGAAAUGAACGUGGCACUAGUGCUAGUGCCCAGCGAUGGAAACAGAUCAAAGCUGGGUUGAAACUCAUUGGCCAGCGACGCAGGCCAGAAAAUACCGUGGACAACAAAAAGUCCGCUGAGCUCCUUGCUGAACUGGCAUCAGCUGUGCCUGCGGCAUUGAUCUUGGCUAGUGCGUUCCAACGUGAUGAACAUGGCAGCAAGCGAAUCCCCAUUCUUCUGGAGCAGCUCAAGGUUCGUGUUACGGACAGCCGCGUUGACUCAAGCUCGGGUGAUCGCCAUCUGGUCUUUCGCGUUGAGAUGGAGUAUGGCAGUGGUAUGACACGGAUGAAGUGGAUAAUCUUCCGCACACUGAGAGACUUUGCCAAUCUGCAUCUCAAGUACAAGCUUCACCUGGGCACCCAAAAAUACAUCCAGCUACGAACAAGCGAGAACAGCCCGAGUCUUCCUCGUUUCCCCAGAAGUGCCUUCCCUUACAUGCGAGGUGUGCGUGGCCUGGAAAGCGAAUUCGAGGAUGAAGAUGAGGAAGGUGGUUAUGAGACUGGUGCCGAGGGUAUGAGUGGAACAGAGAGACCGAUGAAGCGGAAACAGAGCCAGCAACCAAGUCAGCGUCGCGCCUCUGGAGCCAUCACCCGCAGAAAGUCUAGCAUUACCAACCAGGAAGGGGAGUCGGCUGCAGGACCUUCCUCCACUCUCGAAGGUGCGAGCGGGAAAAAGGAGACAUAUCCAGAAAAACAGCGAAAGAAGCUUGAGCUCUACCUGCAAAAGAUGAUCAGGUUCUUAAUCUUCCGAGCUGACAGCAACCGUCUAUGCAAAUUCAUGGAGCUGUCUGCUCUUGGUGUUCGUCUGGCUGCUGAGGGUAGUUACCACGGCAAAGAAGGGUUUUUGAUCAUCCAGUCCUCCAAAGGUCUUGACUUCCGCAAAGCCUUGACACCCUCUUUGAUUAAGAAGAGACAUUGGCCUAAGUGGUUCUUGGUCAGACACAGCUAUGUUGUCUGUGUUGAUUCCCCCGAAGAGAUGAAUAUCUACGACGUCUUUUUGGUGGAUCCUUAUUUCAAGAUCCAGACACAAAAGAUCAGCCUUCGCAAUCAAAACACGAAGGAUCUUGCUAAGUCUGCAAAGCAGUCUGCAAGACACCCUCAGCACCAUACCCUCCGACUUGAGAACUCUGAACGCAAGCUGAAACUUUUGGCUCGAAACGAACGCCAACUCCAGCAGUUUGAAGACUCGAUCCGUUUCAUGGCUGACAACACCCCCUGGAUGAAGCCCAACCGUUUCGAUAGCUUUGCGCCUGUGCGAAAAAACUGCUUUGCACAAUGGCUCGUUGAUGCUCGGGACCACAUGUGGGUUGUUUCAAGAGCAAUUAAUCAGGCAAAGGAUGUGAUUUACAUUCAUGACUGGUGGUUGAGUCCAGAGCUGUACCUGCGUCGCCCUGCCGCCAUCAGUCAGAAAUGGCGGCUGGACCGUCUCCUGCAACAGAAGGCUCGUGAGGGUGUCAAGAUCUUUGUGAUUAUGUACCGCAACAUCAACUCCGCCAUCCCAAUUGACUCAGAGUACUCUAAGUUCUCUCUCCUCGACCUACACCCCAAUAUCUUCGUCCAGCGUUCGCCCAAUCAGUUCCGUCAAAACACUUUCUUCUGGGCCCACCACGAGAAGCUUUGUCUGAUCGAUCAUACCAUAGCGUUCGUUGGAGGCAUUGAUCUAUGCUUCGGUCGUUGGGAUACUCCCCAGCAUCAGUUGACCGAUGACAAGCCCACUGGCUUCGAAACCACGGAUGGUCCUAAGGAUGCAGACCACUGCCAGCUUUGGCCUGGAAAGGAUUACUCUAACCCCAGAGUCCAGGACUUUUACGAUCUUGACAAGCCAUAUGAGGAGAUGUAUGAUCGUAACGUCGUGCCACGUAUGCCUUGGCAUGAUAUUUCCAUGCAUGUCGUCGGCCAGCCUGCUCGAGAUCUUACUCGUCACUUCGUGCAACGCUGGAAUUAUAUCCUUCGUCAGCGCAAGCCUACUCGACCCACGCCCUUCCUCCUGCCACCCCCUGAUUUCAACCCCGCCGAUUUGGAAGCUCUGGGACUGGACGGAACAUGUGAGGUACAGAUUCUUCGUUCCAGCAGCAUGUGGUCGACCGGAACACCAGAUGUCACCGAACACAGUAUUAUGAAUGCCUACGUCAAGUUAAUCGAGGAGUCUGAACAUUUCGUCUACAUCGAAAACCAAUUCUUCAUCAGUACUUGCGAGAUUGAUGGCAGAAAGAUCGAGAACCUCAUUGGAGAUGCUCUCGUUGAGCGUAUCGUCCGAGCCGCUAAGAACGAGGAGGCAUGGCGCGCCGUCAUUGUCAUUCCACUGAUGCCAGGCUUCCAGAAUACAGUCGACAGCGAAGGUGGCACAAGUGUGCGUCUUAUCAUGCAGUGUCAAUACCGCAGUAUCUGCCGUGGAGAAACCUCCAUCUUUGGCCGACUCCGUGCUCUUGGAAUUGAACCCGAGGACUACAUUCAGUUCUUCAGUUUGCGAGCAUGGGGCAAGAUUGGACCACAAAAGCAGCUGGUGACGGAGCAACUCUAUAUCCACGCGAAAUGCAUGGUUGUGGAUGAUCGUGCUGCUAUCAUUGGAUCUGCAAAUAUCAACGAACGAUCCAUGUUGGGAUCGCGUGAUUCCGAAGUUGCAUCUAUCGUGCGCGACACUGACAUGAUCAUGUCGACCAUGGCUGGCAAGCCGUACCUUGUUGGUCGAUACCCGCACACCCUACGUAUGCGCCUAAUGAGAGAGCACCUUGGUAUUGAUGUCGACGAGCUCAUGGAGCAUGACUUUGCCACCGAAGAAGAGUUGCGCAAGAUCCAAGUUGCCGAGGGUAAUGAUCGCUCAGCAGAUGAUCGCGGACGCAGAAACUCUGUAUCAUCGGUCACUGAACGUCAAGAUGAGAGGGAUAUGAUUGAACGUCGCCAUCGUGUUCAAGACGAGUUCCUUUCUCGUUCGGAGAACAUGUAUAGUUUCAACCAUGAUGUCGACUGGGAACAGGGUGCCAACCCUAACCUGAAAUCAAACCGAAAGCUCACCGCCGAUCCUCGAGUCACCGAGAACGCUGAUCACAGGAAGGAUGUGAGUGGUGACGGCACCGAUCACUGGACAGCUGCCAGUCAAGCUGGAUUGGGAGUUGGCCGUGACUCACAGAUGGUGGCUAAUGGAUCCGAGGCUUUGCUCUCGCCGAUUGCGGCAGAAGGGAGAGGUACUAUUGAGCAACCUUCCUCUUCCCAAAAGCCAUCCCGGUCAGCCUCGACCCGCAAGAAUUUACCGCCUGGUGCAUCGAGCGAUACCAUGCGCGACUCCGAAGCAAAUGGUGAUGCUGCACAGAACCAUGGUGACUCCGGAACAUCAAGCCGCGCGUCCGAAUCCAAUGGUGUCGGUUUGAUCAUGUCAAAGGGAGAAGACCAUGAGACCUCCAAACACCCACAUCCCGCCAUCCCAGACCUCAAACAAAUCUUCAUUGAUAAGGACUGUAUGAGAGACCCGGUCAUCGAUUGUUUCUACUUGGACACAUGGCAAGCCGUCGCUGAAAAGAACACAAAGAUCUACCGAUCUGUGUUCCGAUGCAUGCCUGACAGCGAAGUCAAGAACUGGAAGGAAUACAAGGAGUACGCCGCAUAUGGCGAGCGCUUUGCAGAAAUGCAGAGCCAACAAGGCAACAAGCCACCUCAGCCACCUCAGCAAAAGCAAAGCGGUCCUCCUGGAGCUGCUUCAGCCAGCUCACCCAUGUCUCCAUUAUCUUUCAUUAGUGCCAACAAGAUCGACACUCCACCGACGGACCCGAAAUCUCAAACAAUCGAUGAGAAACUCAAUACUAGUUCCGUCGAUGCCAACCGUCCCCAUUCCGAGCAGCUGGCCAAGCAAGAGACACUGUCUUCUAUUGAUGAAAAGGGCCCAUUGACAGUGGCAUCGGACCCUAACCUGCUGUCGACCGCCCAAAAUGGCUCCGGCGAUAUCGUCGCUGGCGAAGAUAUUGAGAAGCCUCGUUCAACAUCCGUUCAAAUCGAUUACUCUGAAGCUGUGAAUCUGAACUCAACCAGCCAGUCUCGCAAACGGAGACGGAGAGCCGCUACUAUUGGCUCGAAGCGGGAUCCCCUUGGCGCUGAUGAGUUCCUGGAUAAGGGACGCGCAGAGGAUCUCCUCAACAAGGUCCAGGGUCACCUUAUUGCCUGGCCGUAUGACUGGCUCGAGAAAGAAGAGCAGGGUGGAAACUGGCUCUAUGCUCUGGAUCAGAUCUCCCCAUUGGAGAUCUACAACUAA
Messenger RNA from Penicillium nucicola, 5382 nucleotides. RefSeq names its product phospholipase D (gene pld3). Bases 1 to 5382 code for a protein of 1793 amino acids. Gene Ontology annotation, biological process: cell motility. NCBI's taxonomy places the organism in Eukaryota, Fungi, Ascomycota, Eurotiomycetes, Eurotiales, Aspergillaceae. The record is from RefSeq and is a predicted model, not a curated record. The transcript has 2 exons. Gene Ontology annotation, molecular function: catalytic activity; phosphatidylinositol binding.